Molecule: messenger RNA, 1974 nt
Organism: Glycine soja
Lineage: Eukaryota; Viridiplantae; Streptophyta; Magnoliopsida; Fabales; Fabaceae
Exons: 1
Coding region: 1-1974 (657 amino acids)
Source: RefSeq, a predicted model, not a curated record
AUGGAGACUUACUGGGUCUCGAAGACCAGCACUAACACUGGUGCUUUCAUUGUUGUGACUAUGGAGGAAGGUACUCGUUCAAAGACAAGCACUGAGCGAUGGGAAGAUGCCUUCGCAAAGCUUUCGUCAUCAAUAUCUUCUAGGUUUGAUGAGCUUCUUCAAAGAAUUACCCAGCUAGAGACUUCUCAGACGCCUCAAGGACCCUCACUAGUGUUCACGGCGGCGCCAUCAACUAGCAUGAGUUCACUCCACCGUAUAAAGUUAGAAGUCCCACGUUUUGAUGGGACGGAUCCUGCGGGGUGGAUAUUCAAGAUUUCACAAUUCUUUGAAUACCACGCAACACCAGAUCAUGAACGUCUCACGAUUGCUUCAUUCUACAUGGAGGGGAAGGCGUUAGCAUGGUUUCAAUGGAUGUACCGGAAUGGACAGCUGACAUCGUGGUCGUCGUUCCUCCACGCCUUACACACGCGAUUCUCCUCUUCCACAUACGAAGACCCCACAUGCAUGUUGUGUAAGCUGACACAGCAGUCAUCAGUAGCGGAGUACCUCGCAAAAUUUGAAUCUUUGGCCAACUGUGUCAUCGGGCUUUCGGCACCAUUUGUACUCAGCUGUUUUGUCUCGGGGAUCAGCCCAGCCAUUCGCAGGGAAGUUCAGGUAAUGCAACCUCAGUCAUUGACACAAGCGGUCUCUUUUGCAAGGUUGCAUGAGGAGAAGCUUAUGGAUGGGUGUUGUCAGAACACGCGAGUCGCAAAACUUUUUCCCUCGCAACCGUCGACACCACCCACCAUGUCUCUGGAACCUUCGUUGCUUCAGGGAGCUACCAAACCCUCACCUCCUACGAUUCCUUUUAAACGCUUGUCACCAGUAGAAUUGGCCCUCCACCGUGAGAAAGGUUUGUGCUUUAAUUGUGAUGAAAAGUUCUCACGGGGGCACAAGUGCACCACUUCGUUAUUCCUGUUUGUUACAGAUGAAGAGGAAGUGAGUCAGGAAUCAUUGUCAACAGUUUCCUGUGUUGAGGAACCACCAGCUCAGAUCAACCUCCUUGCUCUUUCCAGUUAUGGGGCUCUUGAAACCCUGCGUGUUGUCGGAGUUAUUGGAAAUCAUAAGGUUCGCAUCCUGAUUGAUGGAGGAAGUACACAUAACUUCCUCCAACUGGCCUUGCUCACUACCUUAGGGUUGUCCCCUCAGAAUACGUCUCCUCUCAAGGUGACUGUGGGAAAUGGAGAAGAACUCCAGUGUCAUCAGCUUUGCCCAGAUGUUCCGGUGAACAUCCAAGACCAUGAAUUCAUGGUAGAUUUUCACGUACUACCAAUUUGCGGCGCGGACAUGGUCCUUGGGGUGCAGUGGCUCAAGUUGUUAAGGCCCGUGCUUACUUAUUAUACUUCCCUCACGAUGAAAUUCAUCUAUUUAGGGAAACUGAUUGAGCUCACCGGAGAACGCGAUAAAAGCAUGGAACAGAUCUCCCCCUCCCAGUUGCGUCGUCUUGUACAUACAGGUAACACUAGCUCCUACUUCCAUAUCCAGUUAGAAACCGACACCACUACAACCCUACCUUCACCUUGCCAAAUCCCAGAAAUUAACCAUCUCCUCACUAAAUAUGCUCCACUCUUCAAACCUUCAAACACGUUACCUCCAUCGAGACCCACUGACCAUGCAAUCAACCUUUUACCAAAUUCAGCAUCUGUAAACACGAGCCCAUAUCGUUACCCCUAUUCUCAAAAACAAGAAAUUGAAAAUCAGGUAGCAGCUAUGUUGAGUCAAGGACAUAUCCAGCCUAGCUCAAGUCCUUUUUCUUCUCCGGUAUUACUCGUUAAGAAGCGCGAUGGUACACGGCAAUUUUGCAUAGACUACAGAGCACUAAAUGCCAUCACAGUUCGAGACCGUUUCCCUAUCCCCACGGUGGACGAACUGUUAGAUGAAUUAGGAGGCGCAACCUGGUUCUCUAAACUAGACUUGAUGCAGGGUUACCAUUAA